AUGCACAGCCAGGGAACCACAACUGGUGCUCCUCAUCCAUUCUCAGUUGCCAUUCUUGAACCCGCCGAUCCAUUCCCCGAUCUCCCCCCUACCCCCUCUGCCGCCAAGUACACUCCAUUCCUCUAUGCGUUGACCUUCCCUCUUCCUCUGGGCACCUCCAAACUCUACCCAACAUCUUCACCACCAAAGAUGUUGUCGGCUCCCGUUAAGUCGGCGAAGCGCAUUUCGUCCCUAUUCUCGCUGGGAUCGAAGGAUAGGGAGUCACAAUCGUCCCCUGUGUCUCCCGGGUUCCCAGAAACCGAGAAACGCCGGAGGAGCAGUUCAAGGCCGACUCGUCAUGUCUCAACCCCCAAUGCUGUGUUUUCCUCCGAACCCCGAACUAUGCCCAGCCCACUCGAUCUGGAAAGCCUGCCCCCGCCACCCUCACUCAUGGCUGUGAAUCAGGAUCUGGCCAGCAGUGCCCCCAGCUCGCCGGUGGGUCGACCACAAAGCCGUGGCCGUGAAAUGAGUAGACCUUCCAGCUCUGCCGGUCUCGCUAUCCCCGGCUCAGCCCCAGACUCUCGUCCAAGCACCCCGUCGAAGCGGAGAAGUUGGAUGCCCGGCCGGUCGCGCGCAAGCUCAAUGGACAAACGCCCAACCCCAAUGUUACCGGCUGCUUGGAUUGCAGGAUUGGACCAGAAGGUCGUCUAUGACCUCUCCCCCCUGUCAAGAGGAGAACAGAUUCCCGAACUGUGGAACGAACAAGGUGACACUUAUGUGUACCUCUUCCCCCAGAACACCGGCCGCUCUGCUUCUUUCAAGGUCGACUCGACUAUCUUCGCGGAAUCUCCCUCCCUGACCUACCUCGCUCGCGGCAACGAUGACAAAACGAACGGCCUCGAGCAGCAGACCCGAACCCUCUCGCUCUCCAAUCCCAUGUCACCACCAUUGACACCGCAGGACCGGCAGGAAAAUGACAAUGACAAUGACAGCUCGGGUAGCCAGAGAAUGGCGUUCGAUGACAGCCCGGACGAAUUGCAGGAACUCCACCUCUACCUGCCCAUCCCCCUCAACUGCGAUGUUUCCAACCCCCAGGCACGCUUGACACAAGAAGACACAGAGACUCUCCUCCUGUUCCGCAACCUAUUUGCUUUCCUGUUGGGUCAAUCUCUCAUCGCGUCCCCGAAGUCUGCCACACUCUUCUCCAUCUUCAUGGACGUGGCAGUCCUUUUGGCCCGCUUUGAAUUCUCAAACCUGGAUCAGUCCAAUUUUGGUGAGACUGCAACCUCAAGUUUCAGUAAUUAUUGUGAAGAGCUUCGCUUGGCGGAUGUACGCAGAAGCAGAGAGAAGACAAUCGAGGCCAUUGUGCUCGGUGAGCGACUGCGCUACUACCCACUAUAUGUCGAGGGCUUCGUCCACGGUGUCGGAAAGUUGGACGAACUCAAGCAGCUCCGCAGUCCUAAAUAUACCUUCAUUCACCCUAUUACGCAGAAACGCAUGGAACGUGCCUUCAUCGAUCUCGACACCCGUCUCCGCGGUCUUUACGGAAAGCUUGCCGAUUUCGACUUCCCUUCGGUGUUCUCUGGUUUCGCCAACUCGACCACCUCGGCGGAGAGUAAGGUGGUGCGCUUCAAGAACUGGAAAACAGGCUUCCACGAAUUCCGACGCUUCACCAUCCAAUACUACAGACAAAAGUACGGCUCAUGGCCUCCCAAGGCCCGAUCGAAGAAGAACGAAUUCGAAGAGAAUGGUCUCAACCGUUCCCUCUUGCUCGAUCUCUACCAUGACUUUACCGAUCUUUACGAUCUGAUGGUGGAUCGGACGUCUUUGACCACGCGUACCAUCGAUAUUUCCGGUGCAGGCAGCUCUACCCCCUCCGAAGACCCCAAGGAAAUCACUGUCCGUGCCCUGCGCCACGUCCUGAGUGAAUACGACCGCAGCACCCCGCCCGUGCUCCCUCCCAUUCCUUUCGACAUUCCACAGCUGCCUUCACUGCAGCCCUUGCACCGGAAGCCCCUGGACGCCAAGAAGGAGGCCAAGCAGAGCGGCAAGAAGCUGAAGAGCUCUGACAUCAAUGCCGUGCUGAUGGACUCCUACACCCGGGAGGCAAUGCGACCCACUCCCUUCAUUGAGAGCUUCAUGCAAUUCGAGCGUCGCUCAGCCCAUGGGAAGAGCGUCAACGACCUUCUCGAUCUGCGCUGCGGUCAAUGGAUCUUCCUUUACGCCGUUAUUCAAUCACUUCCCAUGCUGGUUGUCGACGUUCCCGAGGUCCACUACACCGACGGUGUCGAAUACUUCCUUUGCAUCGCUCCCCGUGGAGGUGCCCCCUGGAUCCAGAAUGACACCAAGACCGCCCGCAGCUGGUUCGGAGUCGCUGGCGGUGCUGGUGUUGUCAGUCUGCCGUCUGAUGUAGUCAUCAACGGAGUGGAAGGUGUAUAUCGCCGCAGUCACUGCUGGCAAGUUGCCGAGCAGUGGGCCGAUGUAGGCGCCCUCAUCGAUCCCCCAAUGGUCGAAGACGCGGCCUACGACGACGAGGAAUCCUCCAUCUCCUCCCCCUACCAGGGUCCCCACUCUUCCGUCGGAUCUUCCUCGGAACCUCCGCACAACAUGGCACCCGGAGCCCUCUCCCCUCCUCCCCCGGCCAUCCCACGCACCCGUUCUCCAGGCGCUGCCCAGCGCUCCGAGCAACAUCGUCACUCGUUCUACCCCGGACUGGAGGCUCUACCCCUCCCCGCGGGCAUUGCCCCCAUCGAACCUCCCACUCGUCCCAUCAGCCGGUUCAACCCGAACAUGAGCUUCGACGAUAUCUUGCGGGAAGUGCCUAAGAAAGACAAGAAGAAGAACUAG
Penicillium salamii is the source of this 2826-nucleotide messenger RNA. The record is from the annotation of a GenBank genome assembly. NCBI's taxonomy places the organism in Eukaryota, Fungi, Ascomycota, Eurotiomycetes, Eurotiales, Aspergillaceae.